This is a messenger RNA of Musca vetustissima, 1002 nucleotides long. RefSeq names its product pancreatic triacylglycerol lipase. The coding region runs from base 1 to 1002 and encodes 333 amino acids. Gene Ontology annotation, molecular function: lipase activity. The record is from RefSeq and is a predicted model, not a curated record. Lineage: Eukaryota; Metazoa; Arthropoda; Insecta; Diptera; Muscidae. The transcript is spliced from 4 exons.
AUGAAAAACAGUUUUCGUUAUAUUCAAGAAACAAUGCUGCGUAGCAGUUUAAAUCGGGCUCAGCUGAAUAGUGGGAUUGUUUUCGAAUGUCGUUCAACUUCUAAUACAUACCACGGCAAGGAGACACAUUUCUUUAUACAACUUGGGGAUUUGGGAGGAUUUCAACGUUUAGAUCGCAACAAGAAGUUGGCAUUUUUCCUGCAUGGCUGGAAUGAUGAAGGCAGCAAAGACUGGGUACAUGAAAUGUUAUUUACCUGGACAAGAUUUCAACCGGAUUAUACUGUUUGUGUUGUGGACUGGGGUAAUUUGUCACAAAAUGAUUAUAAAUCGGCCUCGAUGUCCAUAUUUGAUGUUGGCUUAACCGUGGCAGCAAUUGUAGAGUUUUUAGAGAAUAUGUAUCCAAAAUAUAUGUCAAGGAGUAAUGUCACAAUUGCCGGCUAUAGUUUGGGAGCUCAUGCUGCGGGGUAUGCUGGGUCGGUGUUGAAAGGUCAAAUAGAUCAAAUAAUUGGUUUAGAUCCCGCCGGACCAUUAUUCACACUACCGGCGGUGGUGUCAACCGAUUAUCGUUUGGAUGCAUCUGAUGCAAAAUUUGUGCAAGUUCUACACACCUCCGGUGGUACUCUGGGAGUUGGUGUAAAGUCGGGACAUGCUGAUUUUUAUCCAAAUGGUGGCACAGCACCACAACGUAAUUGCAAUUCAUUUAUACAACUGCAAGAUAUGCAAAAUACAAAUCCCAUUGCCUGUAGCCACUCGACAGCUGCCAUUUUCUUUAAACACUCAAUGAAUCCCGACUAUGCUUUUGUGGGUUAUCAGUGUGAUAGCUAUUGGAGUUAUUCCAGAGGUCUGUGUUCGAACAAUCGUAAUGGACGUUUUGGAAUACAUUCACAAAAGAUGGCCCAUGGUGAUUUUUAUUUCGACACCUUAUCUCAAAAACCCUAUGUACAAUCGUCGUCAUCGAGACGCCGUCGUCGCAAACCUAGUUAUAAAAUAAUUUUCGGCUAA